GGAGAUAAUCCGUGUCGGGUAGAAACAGGUGUCUGCCUCAGUACAAUGGAAGAUGGUUGCGCAACUUCGUGGAUUGGAUGAGGUUAGACAUUAACACCAUUGGAUGCCUGAUCAGUGGUCCAGUAGGUUAAGCGUUCGUACGCCAGACUGAAUAUACUGGGUUCGAAUCCCGCGGGCGGGAUCGUGGAUGCACACUGCUGAGGAGUUCCACGGUAUGACGAAUUGGUCGUCCAGUGCUUCCAGGUUUUCAAUGGUGGUCUAACAUCAAUCGGUUCAUGAUCUCAAACUUAACAAUCUCCAUAACCCCUAAACUGAUAUUCAAAAACAGUUUGUUCUCACCUUAAACUCAUCCUGUUAAUAUUGGCUUAUUAUCCAGAGUGAUUAGGUUUCAAAUUAUGUUCACAUUAUGAUUAUCCUUGUCUCCUUUCACCCGAUUUCCAGUCUGGUUGACCUUCUAUUUUUUAUAUAUAAAUGUCCUUAACAAGUAUAUGUGUGAUCAGAUUGUUCGAAAUGUAUUACGUUAAUAUAUCACAUAGUUCUGAUAAUCUUCGUCUUCUUGUUACAUUAUCAAAAUUUAUCAAAGGGACUAAUUGCUUUAAAUUUCUUUAAAGAAGACUCUCCGCACAUGUUUAUCAUGUGUUUGAACGGUAUAAUGUUUGAAAUAUUUAUUUCUUUGAUUAUCUAAUAAACUGUGGUGAUUCACAUCAGAAAUUAUUACUGAAAUCAUUACAGAAAUUCAAUAGUCUCAUAAUGCUUUAUGAUUUCUACUAAUAUAUGAUAAACUAUAAAUUUCAUAAGAGAUUAUUCUUAUUUGAGCCGACUGUAUAUUUAAUUCUCGAUUUAUGUAGUUCAGGUUUAGUCAAAUAAUAAAGGGAAUUGAUUUUAUUACUAGUAGUAUUAUCAGAAUGUAACUAACGUCUCUUCAAAUUACGUUUUUGAGAUGGUGUAACGAGUUGAGAUUGUACCAAAAAAUCAAUUUGUUAGUUUUUAUAUUCUCACUAAUUAAUAUUUGAAAUCAGUGACACUUUAGCUUACUGGAUAAUAAUCUCAGAUUGAGAACCAUAGUUAAUGUGUAGGAAUCACAGUUAGAAUGUCAGCGUAAAUUUAAUUAUAGGCAACUGAAAAUUUAGAAAAUGAAUUACCGACUACCAUUCAAAUGAUAAUUACUCGAUUUUAUUCGGUGUAACUGGAUAUUUCAAGCAUUAAAUAAGAAUUAUAAUUUCAUUAAUUUCCUUCUUCUUCACAAAUUAUAAAUUUAGUCACUGAAAGCGAACAGAUCAAAUUGUUGAACAAUGAAGAUUAUAUGGACAUAAAGGUAACAUUUUAAAAAUAAUUCUAGUAACAUUCCACGUAGUGUAUCAAUUAUUUUUUGAGAGUCCCCGUAUAUUUUAAUAGGUAAGAUCGUGAGUCAGUUGAAGCUAGAUCACCAUGGAACAUCUAAAUGCACUGGGAGGCUGUUUCGUCCUACUGUGGAACUCUCCAUCAGUGGGCAUGCACGAUCCUGCCUCACGAUAUAUAUAUUAGCAUAAAAAUAAUUCUUGUUCUUUGACAUCUAUACAGUCAUAUUUGCGUGAGAUGGGGUCUAUUUAUAUUCCAGAUUCAUCAAAUAAUCAAGAUGAUUACAUUUCUUAAUUGUUAUGCAAAUCGAUUAAAUUUGAAAAUUAGGCCGGUCAGAAUCCAGUUAAGUGAGUAAAUGAUAUCUUGUUAGCUGUGAGAUCUAAGAGGUUUGCGUUUGACAUAGUGUAUAAUCAUGAAUAUGUACUACUUAGAAGAUACAGAUUAAUACAGAACAAAUUCAAAUUUAGAAAUAUUCUUCAUUUAAUUUUACUUUAUGUAACAAACUGUUUUCGAAAAACAUGAAUGCUAUAAUUGGAAUUCUCUGAGUGUAGUAAAUAACAGCAAAUAAGAUGAAUUAAUAAAUCCUUGAAGAAAUCCCAAUGACUAAGAUCGGUUGUUUGAAAGUAGAUAUGUGUAGAUCACAAUGAAGACUAAAAUAAUGUAGUAGAAAAAUUGAGUCGAACUAACCUCCCGUAGGACUGAGAAGUAUUUACAACUGACUGAUCACUGGCUAAUGAUCAAUGUUGUGUGUAUCGGGUCCUUCUUAGUGCGGAUAGAUUUUUAUUCAUCACGUUGCAAUCUAACAUUAUUAUAUUAAAAUGUAAGGUAGUGGCUGGAGGUGGUCGACAGGAACUCGUGUAUCUACAGGGAGACAGUCGCAUCCCGGAUGGCUAAACGGCAACGUGUAUGACUGACAAGCCGGUUGAUAUGAGAUUAAAUCCGCUAGGGAGCAUCAGUUUCCGCCAAGGUUACAGGUACGCUUUGCUGACGAAUGCACCAUCUUACAUAUCAACAUAGUGCAUGCAAUCUCGAGUCACCUAGACUGAUGACCACAAUGCAACUUGUUCGAUAGAAUUUGAUUUUCAAUAAGAAGUAUUUGGCACAUACAACAUUGGUCACUACCCAGUGGUCAAUCAAUUUUAAAAACCAGUAUAUACUUAGUUCUUUAAUUAUCUGUUCAAAAUCCCUAACCACUUUUAUGAUCAGUCACUGAUUGAGACGAAAUAUUUUGUGAGUUCGAUUUCCAAUAAUAACAUUUCUAGUACUCUGAAUAAAACACAAUAAUUUUAAUUUUUUUAAUGACAAAUUAAUAGGAAACCACAAAUAAAAUUCGUUCACAUUUGGAUUACCUUCAUAAACAUGAAAGUCAACAUUUAAAGAUUUUGGAAGAAAUUAAAACGGUAAAACUAGAGGAUAGUCGACUUAAGAAUCAAAUAAACCAGCUACUACUUUAGUUCCGCCACAUAAACGAAACGUCUAAACUACUUAAUAAUGUAAUGGACAAAGUUAUUCUACUUAAAAGAUUUAACUGCAUGCACCCGACUACCAGGUUGAUACCAUAAGAAGAAUGUAAUGGAAGUAUGUCAUUUUUAGACAUCUCGUUAACAAGGAGAUUGAAUGGAGCAUUAGAAAGAAAUGUAUAUCGAAAAUCAACAUCAAUUGGUCAAUACACUCUCUUUUACAAUUCUUUAAGUCUCAUCUACAAAAGUAACAUAGUGAUGAGUUUAACACAAUGAGGAAAUUACUUGCUUUGAUGAUGCUAUUGAAGGUAAGCUGAGUACUAUCCACGACUUACAUAACAUGAACGUUUAUCCAUUAAGUUUAUCAAUAAGCACAUACCACAAGACAAGACAAAGUCAGAGAAACCACGUUUCUUAAAAGAAGUCGAUUUUCCUAAAGUCUAAAUUACUAAACAAGUCUUCCAACUAAUAAGUAAUACGUCGAAUAAGAAAAGUUGUACGAAGAACAUUCAGUGCAACAUACCAUAUUUUAUAACCGACCGACAAUUGGAACCAGAAAUAAUAACGAACAUCUCUCUUUUGGAACCAGUCACCUUGGUUGAACCAUUACUCAAAUCCAUCACAAUAUUUCUGAACAUUUUCCUACCUGACUAAGUAAAAGAAAAACUAGUAAUAUCAAUUAAGAGCCCUAUACUGGUUCAUUUAGUUGAUGAUUUUUCUUAUGUAGCUGUAAUAUUCCCUUCAUGAUCAUUUACUUGUUGUUAAUAUUAAACUUCUUAUUAAAUAUUUUAUAAAUCCCAUUAUAAUCAAUUCUUCAACUUAAAAUUCUUUGUUACAUAACUCAUAUUGAAAUUGUACUUAUCAACUAAUGUAAUGUAUUCUAUUACUAUCAAUCCUGAAAUGAAACACCCUAAUUUGUUCAUUUAUAAAGAAAACUUUUAAUUAUUUUGUUAGUCAUUUACAAUCACUAUAAUGAAUAACUAAAUUUGUAAACUUAUUAUCUAACACACUAUUACCUUAUCAACAAGAAAGACUAAAUCUACAAUUAGUUACAAUCAUUUAUAUCAUUAAGUAUAAAAGAAAAAUGUAUUAAAGUAUAAAGAUGUUUAAACAGUUAAGAUCAUGAGUCAAUUGAAGUUAGACCAUCAUGGAAAACCUGGAAGCUUCAAUUGACUCACGAUCUUAACUGUUUAAAUUACUACAAUCUCCAAAAAACCCCUUCUGAUACUAAUUGUAGAUCAUUAUUUUACUAUUAGUACUAUUAUUAUUUUUCUUUAACAGUCAUUAGAUUUUAUUAAACAAAAACGUACAACAAAUGAAAUCAUGACAAUACGAUCAUCUGUUAAUUCAAUUGAAACUAUACAGAAAAAUUUUAUUCAAGGGUUAAAAAUUUGUUUACAAAAUGGAGAUAUUAAUUAUAAAAACUUUCUUGAUCCAUUCAAAUUGUUAAUCAAUCGUCAAAUAGAAAUAUCAAAUUAUGUUAGCAAAAUUUCAAAACUUCUGAAAAAUUUAAAACCUGAAAAAUCAGAUACUCUAGAUAGUAAAUCACUGAAUUCAUAAUGUAUCUCAUUUUGUUUUCAAUUACUACUUCAUCACAAUAAUCCUCAAGAUGAUAAAAUUGUUCGAAGUUAAAUAAUGUGAAGUAUUGAGUGGGAAUUUGAUAGUUGAAAGAUUAAGUACUCUAUGUGAAACCUGAGUUCAACAGUCAAUGAAAUCAUGGAUCCCUGAUGCUGUUAAGUUUUAUACGGAUGUCUAUUACUUACUGGUCUUUGGUUGCUGUUUACCUACGAUCAGUUUAUGAUACAAACUGUGCAAUAGUAAAAUUUGUCCAAUUAAUUUUCAGUUAUGUAAAUCUAUUAAUUUAUACAAAGUGAUUGUUUCUAACAGUAGAUACAACCUAUUUCUCUUACUGAAGAAUUGUAUGAGGAAAAGAAACUUUCAAUAAUUAUCUAGUUCAUUUCUAAUAAUCUUUCGUAGGUUUAUUGUUGGUAAAUGUUUGUUCUUCAUAGUUAAGGUUGACUAGGGCAUCAUAUUCGAAACAUUUUACUUGGCUAUAAUAUUUUUAAAAUUAUAUAAUUACAUGUCAGUAUGGGAAAUGAAGUUUAAUAGGUUACAUCAGGUUUAACAAAUAAAUAAAUACGUACUGUUGUUAAACAAAUAUUCUACACAAGCUACCGUAAUAGAUAUUACAGUUGCGAUUGUGUUUAAAUAAAUUAAUUCUUCUUUAUGGAGUUACUUAAAUCUACUUUCGUUAAUAUAUGUGGUUAUUUAGAGAUAAUAAUCUGUUAUGCGCUAGUUUACAUUCAUCAUCAUGGUUUGUCGUUACUAUUGAUUAAACUGAUGCUCCCAAUAUAUAUUGGGGUAAUGUUAUCACAUCAUAAACAGAGACUUCAUCACUAAGUUAAGGAUGUGGCAACUGAUAUUUUGUUAAUAUUUUCUAGUUCAUGAGCACCUUACACGAAGAAGGAUGUAUUAGAACAUUGACUGACAAUGGUAAUUGUGUUGAAACAUGACUGACAGAGUUCGAAAACGUUUGAGUGAAUACUCAUUGAACUUAUUCGUUAAGUUAAAAAAGGUUUACCUUAACUACAAAGUUUUCAAUACCGACUCACUGAAGGUACAGGUGAUGAAAGACUUAACCCAAAUGAGAAUUUUUAGGUUAUAGGAAUGAAAUUGAAAAAAUUAGGUAUUAGUUUUAUUUCAUCAAAUAUAUGUCACGCGUAAGUGUUCUGUGGAAACAAAGCCAUAAAUGAAGUUUCCUUGAUAUCUUUUUUUCAAUUCUCAUCUAUUUUCUUCAAGUUAGACUUCAGGAGCCAACGACUUGGAUUACACAGACUGUUGAAAACAUAAAAACUUUAGUUCUGCUACUUGGUACAGAUUCACCUCAUUAUCCUGAACUUCAAAGAAUUUACAAAAGAUUACUGGAGGAAUCACUGAAUUCAAAUAAUAGUAUAGAAGAUAAGACGAUAAAUGAUUCCAAUCGUUUGAUUAUGCAUAGUUUAGUGGUUGAACUUACUUCUAAAACAAAUAGUCGUAAAUUGCGUUACCUAUUCCUGUUUAAAGAUGUACUUAUCUGCGCAAAAAUAAAGUUUACAAUGGGUUCAAGACAAAGGAUAUUACAUGAGAAUGCUUCACUGAGUGAGUCGCGAUUUCGGAGAAAAAGAUCUGGAAAAUUUUCUGCUCCUAGCUAUGAACUCGAAAUAAAGUGGUUUAUUUCAAUGGAAGAAAUGAGUUUGUUAUCUAAUUCAAGAGUUGGGAGUGAUGAUCGAGGUCGAUUACAAAACCAAAAAAAUCUAGAUGAACUGAAAGGCAUGGUUCGUAAUUUACGGCAAACAAUGAGUCGUAGUCUAGAGGAUAAACAUUCAUCCAAGAAUACAUCUAAAUUAACCAGUCUAAGUAAAUUAGAAGGUAAACUUGUUUUGGAAACACCGCAACUCAUAUUACCAAUCGCUGACAAAAGCGGUCGUAUUCAUAAUAUCCUUCUAUCAACUGAAAGAGAACGAACACACUGGCGAUCUGCUUUAGAACAAGUGUUAGAUAAACCGCCUCAUAAUACUGAUAAAUUUUAUUCUUUAAGACGUACUACUCCAGAAAAAAUAAGUACGGAUUAUUUUCAUUCACCAUCGCGAAGCCGUAGUUCAUCGAUUGGAGAUUUUAGCGAACGCCUAAAGAAAUAUAAACACAUGGUUAAAUUAAACGGAGUUGGUCUCUCAAUAAUUGAUAAAGAUGAACCGAUAACUGGUUAUAUCAAAGCUACAGUACAUGGAAUUGAUGGAUUGAAUGAGAAAAACAGUUAUCAUGUUCGUAUUGAAGUUGAUUCAUAUGGUCAAUAUGAAGAAGUAGCUUGUACACGUGUUUUACAACAAUGUAAUCCACAAUGGGAACAGUCAUUUGAUUUAGAGGUGGAUGGUGCAUGGACGAUAUGUUUUACAUUAUACAUUCAUCAAGAAAUGUUUGCAGAAUUAGACGUUCCUUUAGAUCUAGAAUUACUUAAAACCAAUUCACGAAUAGAUAUGAAGAUAUUAACGAAUGAAAAUCCUCCACGUAGUCUAACCUUUUCCGUAUCUUUGGAAUAUGUUGAUCAAGUAAAUCUUAAUAAAAAUAGACGGUCUGAAAUACGUGGGAAUCUAUUCGGACGUCAUUUAGCAGAGCUUAUAAGGGUUCCAAAUGAUAUCGAUAAGAAUGAGUGUACAAAAAAGCAUAAAUCUGAAGCUUUUAUACCCCGUUUUGUAAUCGCAUGUGUCGAAGAGAUUGAAAGGCGAGGUUUAUUAGUAGUUGGACUCUAUCGAUUAUGUGGUUCCAAUGAUAAUAUCAAGGCUUUAAAAAGUGAAUUUGAUGAAAGUUGUACUUUAGCUAUUCAAAGAUUACCGCUUGUUGAAUUACCGGUGAUUACUAGCUUAUUAAAACAGUUCUUUCAACAUUUACCAGAGAGUCUGGUUGAUUACACAGCUACUAUAGCUUUACUUCAAGCAGUUGAAAUUCCUGAUGAAUCCGUUCGUUGUCAACUCAUUGAAGACAUCCUUGUCGAUCUUCCCACCCCAAACCUGGAAACAUUCAAUUACUUAGCCAAUCAUUUAGUCACGGUAAGUAAUUAUAAAGCGCAAAAUAAAAUGGAUUUAGGCAAUCUUUCGUUAAUAUGGAGUUACACCUUGUUUGAAUGUUCAUCUAAAACCAUACCGUCUACUGAAAUGAAUGAACAAACUAAAAGCGGAUCUUCAUUGAAAUCAAACACAGCUGAAAUUCAAGCAGCUUUUAGUUUUCAACAGGCAAAAGUAUUAAACUGCAUCCUGACAUCAAUGAAAUCCGGAAAACUGACAAUACCAUCUCAUAGCAAUGUAAUUAGACCAGUAUAUUCAUAAAUUAUAAUAAACUUGAUCCUUUUUUAUCUACAAAGUUGAAUGUAUUUUUUAUUGUUCGUUUCAAUAUUUUUAUUUUGCUCAUAAAUAGGAAUCACAAGAGUUUUGAUACUUCUGCCAUUGCUUUCUUAAAAUCAAAAACUUACUUUAUAUCCUAUUGGUUAGAUGAAUAUCUAUUUCAACAAUGUUGUAGUAGAUUUAUUUACGGGAAAGUAGAUUAUUAAAUGUACGAUAUUAGUCCUAUAGAUAAAUAUAGGUGGAUAACCAUUUCUGAUGAGUAUCUGUCGAAGCUGAAACAAUUCGUUAUCUAUCAUGUCAUUAGAACAUGUUCGCCUAAUCCUUGAGGAUAAAGAGUAAGUCAAGUUUCUCUUUCUACUGAAUGGGACACAGCUAUAGAAAUUUGUACACUCCCCAUUGUAUAUGUAUAACCAUUUGGCCAUCUUUUCAACCGGACAUCAAGAAUCUUCGGUCACCUCUUCCUCCAAUGUAAAUUGAAUCGAGUGAUGACAAUCAUUGAAUUGAUUCAAAAAUUCAUCUUCUUCACAAAUAAUGGAAGUAUCAUUCAUAUAUCUCUGAUAUAAAUGAUAGGGACUUAACACCAAGACAACAUUCUGAUAAAGUGUCGACAUUUUAAAAGAAAACUUUUUAUGAAAAUAGAAUUUGAAUGAGAUGUAGAUGCCAAACUCUUGUAAAAAAACGGAUUUCAAAAGCCCUAAAUAAAAUGUUCUAUUCCGCUAAGCUCUGUAUUGAUUUCUCAAUCCGGCCUACAAUUUACAGAUGUGCUAAGGAUAAACUUCCGCUUUAGGCGAAAUCGAUGUUCAACUAGAAGUUUACUUGUUUCUAUGAGGCAGGAUACCUUGGACACACAAAGCGAUCAUUUUCUAAAUUCGUCUCAGAACAGUACCCGGUGUGGCUUUUAAGAGAAGAAUGGAAAACUAUUAUCAGUUCAAUAUAGGAACACCUAAUCAACUCUGAACACGUCGCUCUGAAGGAGUCUUCAUUCAAAACAAUCUCCACAAUCAAAUGAACUGGAUCGAAGGGAGGUCGAAUUAAAAACUUAUUCACAGUUGAGGCAUUGGUGAUCCACCAAUUCAAGCCUGUGUGCAAAAACGAUACGUCCAACCUGUCAUCCUCCCUUGGCCCUAAUUGUUCUCUAAACUCC
This is a messenger RNA of Schistosoma haematobium, 8816 nucleotides long. RefSeq lists its product as uncharacterized. Gene Ontology annotation, biological process: signal transduction; positive regulation of GTPase activity. NCBI's taxonomy places the organism in Eukaryota, Metazoa, Platyhelminthes, Trematoda, Strigeidida, Schistosomatidae. The transcript has 21 exons. Gene Ontology annotation, molecular function: GTPase activator activity. The record is from RefSeq and is a predicted model, not a curated record. Bases 5789 to 7657 code for a protein of 622 amino acids. Gene Ontology annotation, cellular component: membrane.